Molecule: messenger RNA, 255 nt
Organism: Gongylonema pulchrum
Lineage: Eukaryota; Metazoa; Nematoda; Chromadorea; Rhabditida; Gongylonematidae
Source: the annotation of a GenBank genome assembly
AUGGCAAUCAAAGGUUCGGCGGAAGAGGAUGCUGCACAGGCUGCUGAUAUGCUGUUCGCUGUUACAUCUGCCUUGCAGGAUUUUGCACUAGACACUACUGAAGCAUUAAUCUCUUAUGCAACGAAAAUGGCGAUCAAAGGUUCGGCGGAAGAGGACGCUGCACAGGCCGCUGAUAUGUUGUUCGCAGUUACAUCUGCCUUGCAGGUUGCUUCCAUGUAUAACAUCGAUAGCAAAUUACAUAGCUCAGCGAAAUAG